Molecule: messenger RNA, 1275 nt
Organism: Toxotes jaculatrix (banded archerfish)
Lineage: Eukaryota; Metazoa; Chordata; Actinopteri; Toxotidae
Product: troponin T, fast skeletal muscle isoforms-like
Exons: 16
Coding region: 141-1019 (292 amino acids)
Biological process (GO): regulation of muscle contraction; sarcomere organization; muscle contraction
Cellular component (GO): troponin complex
Molecular function (GO): tropomyosin binding; troponin I binding; troponin C binding
Source: RefSeq, a predicted model, not a curated record
CACAUCACUCUCAUCCCACAGCCAAUAAGGGUCUGAUACAAGGACUUAUUCUCUGAGCGGAGCCCGGAUUCUUACAGACCUUCAUCUUCAUCGUCGGAGGAGCUUCUCUUCCCCUCUGAGGUGUGAAAUCUGCUGUCACCAUGUCUGACACUGAGGAAGUGGAUCAGCUAGAGGACGAGGAAGCCCAGGAGGAGGUAGUAGAAGUAGAAGUAGCCCCUGAGGCGGAGGCCCAGGUAGAAGCAGAGCCAGAGGUAGAACCUGAACCAGAACCAGAACCAGAGCCAGAGCCACAGGCGGUGGUGCAGCAGGUGGUUCAUGAGGAGGAAGAGGCCUAUGAAGAGGAAGUGGAGGAGGGAGAUCAAGAUGAGGAGAAGCCAAAGUUCAAACCCAGUGCUCCGAAGAUCCCUGAUGGCGAGAAAGUGGACUUUGACGACAUCCAGAAGAAACGUCAAAACAAAGACCUGAUUGAACUGCAGUCGCUGAUCGAUGCUCACUUUGAGUGUAGGAAGAAAGAGGAAGAGGAACUCAUCGCUCUCAAAGAACGAAUUGAGAAGCGCCGAGCUGAGCGAGCCGAGCAGCAGAGGAUUCGUGCUGAAAAAGAUAAAGAGCGACAGGCCAGGAGGGAGGCUGAGCGGCAGAGAAAGGAGGAGGCCGAUGCGCAGAGGAAGGCUGAGGAUGAAGCCAAGAAGAAGAUAGCGCUGACCAACAUGGGAUCGGGCUACAGCAGCCACCUGCAGAGGGUUGACCAGAAGAGAGGCAAGAAGCAGACUGAAAGAGAAAAGAAGAAGAAGAUUCUGGCAGAGAGAAUCAAACCCCUGAGCAUCGAAAAUCUCAGUGACGACAAGCUGAGGGAAAAGGCGAAGGAGCUGUGGGAGUGGUUGCACAGCCUGGAGGCGAUUAAAUACGACCACUGCGAGAAGCUCAAGAGACAGAGAUACGAGGUCAUCUCCCUCAGAAACCGCAUCGACGAGCUGCAGAAACACAGCAAGAAAGGAGCCGCCUCGCGCCGCAGGAAGUGAGCGGCUCCUCGCUGCCGGUCAGGACGGACAGGAGGUGCCUUCCUUCGGCUACAGCAGCGGCUCAUAUCCCGACAACACCCGCAGCUCCGGAACUACGGCAACAAGUGAACGUCUUACCGCCUGUGAAAAGAUUUCCUGGACAAAUUCAGCUCCAACUAAGAAAUGUUAAAAAUGUCAUCAGAUUGUUUGUGUAAAAAAUAAAUAAAUGAAGAUGUGACGGUUCAGACAAUAAAAUGCUAGUUAUUCAUCCCCCAGA